AUGAAAUGUAUUGAAGAUGAAAUUUUCCGAUCGAAAUGGUUAGGAGUUAACUCAACGAACGAAUAUCGUCAAAGUGAUCAUGCAACAAAAAGACAUUAUAUAACUGAUAUAUUUCAUCCAAUUCUUCAAUAUUUUCGUUUCUUUUCUCUUCAUUCCUGUGGUUUAUGUGAUCUAAGUAAAUAUUGAUCUUCAUUUCUUUUUGGUGAAUUUAAUCUGCUCGUCCACUUUGUGUCCAUAUUAUCUCCCUUCUAUUAUACACAAUUAGUCAUGCGUCUGGCUUUACGUCUGCUUAUUUACUCAUUAACUCUCGUUUCAGAUAGUGUCUCGAUUUUCGUGCUACCCAGUCAGACAAAAAUUUUGAAAAACGCGUUUAAACGCACACUCGGGAACCGCGACUGUGAUCCAUUAACGCUCAUUAAAAAAACGCACGAAAACGCGUAUAUUGGCGUUUUUUGUAACUUUAUGGGCGUUAAAACGGCGAAAAUUCCAGUUUUUGAGCGUUAAAACGCACUAUUAUUCUAGAACUUAAAAACAAUACGUUUUAACGCUCAAAAACUGGAAUUUUCGCCGUUUUAACGCCCAUAAAGUUACAAAAAACGCCAAUAUACGCGUUUUCGUGCGUUUUUUUAAUGAGCGGUA
This is a messenger RNA of Rotaria sp. Silwood2, 639 nucleotides long. Lineage: Eukaryota; Metazoa; Rotifera; Eurotatoria; Philodinida; Philodinidae. The record is from the annotation of a GenBank genome assembly.